CUAAGUAGACCAAAGCCCGUGGGGGCUGGAACAUGCCCUACUGUGAAGUAUGACUAGGGACCCUCGGUUAGAGGGAGGCAGGGCUUGAGUCAUUGUGGAAAUCGGAAAUGGGUGAGAUGUCUCCCACCACCAGCAGCACUUAGGCCACAUUGCCGUCCCCCGGAGUCCACAUUUGUCCUAGUCAAGGAGUCAUCUUAUAAUGGCUAUUAGUAUUCUCACUCAUGAUCAUCAGCCUGGUGCUAUUCCAAUAUGGGAAAUAAUCACAAGUAUUAUUCUCACAUUGAAUUAAGAAGAUAAAACAAUCAGAUGUUCAUCCCUCCUCUACAACAGCACUCUAUACUGUACCCAGAGCUUCCUCUCCACCCUUAGACUGGGAGUUUUCUUUCUUUUCUGAAUAACAUUGACAAUAGAGUGGGAAAUUGCUGUCCUGCGAUUGCCUGAACCUAGGCGUGUGGCAGGAGGGCAGCAACCGGAGCUCAGAGGACACCAGAUCACAGGGCAGUGGCCAACUCAAGGCACGGGCCACUGCUGCUCCCCCCGCAGGAUGGCUGGCACUGUGCUUGGAGUGGGUGCUGGCGUGUUCGUCUUUGCCCUGCUCUGGGUGUUGGUGCUGCUGCUGUGUGUGCUCCUGUCCAGAGCCUCCGGGAUAGCCAGGUUCUCUGUUGUUUUUGUAUUCCUCGCUGCUGUGAUCAUCACAUCAGUUCUGUUGCUUUUCCCCCGAGCCAGUGAAUCUCCAGCCCCAGAGGUUGAAAUUAAGAUUGUGGAUGCCUUUUUCAUUGGCCGCUAUGUCCUGCUGGCCUUCCUCAGCGCUGUCUUCCUUGGAGGCCUUUUCUUGGUCCUAAUUCAUCAUGUUCUGGAACCUGUCUAUGCCAAACCACUGCGGUCCUGCUGAGCACUAUGUGGGAAAACCAAGACCCUGUCCUCUCCUUCAUUUUGAUGUCACUGAUGAGCAGAAAGGCAUUAUUCAGAAACUUGUGUUGACAGUCUUCAUGCCCUGAGAUCCAUUCAUUGCAAAGACAAAUCUCUUGAGUCCUGGCUUCCAGAAACAGGGUUGCAAAUUGUCCCGGGGGUGGGGUGGGGGGGAUAAGAUUCCCACCAGUGAAAAGGGAUAUUGCUGUCUUCUUAGUAAAUCUAUCUCAGGAUUUCCAUCUGUUUUGAAAGGAAAAUAGUAACAGUAAUCGGCUUAGAGUAGAUUUUUCAAUCAAGUUGUUAGUAAGUGGAUUUUGGGAAAAGGAGCACUUUGGCUUCUGUUGUUCAAUAAAAGAACCUGGUCCGUUUUGAUAAUAGGUAAAAUUCUUAGUUUUAAGGUUGGAAUCAUUUGUAAAGGAAAGGCACUCAGAUUCCAAAGGUUGUUUUGUGUUUUAAUUUGGAACAUUUAGUCAGAUGUUUGUUAUUGACUGCUCUAUGCAUAUAAUUCCACAAAACUCUACACAGGCAAUGGGUGUCACUCCCCUCUGCUCUACUAAAGCAGUAAACAACAACCAGAGGGCUGAUUUUCACUUCAAAUUCUUGGUCACAGCUGUCUGAAUCUAGUAUUUUUAUAUUUCAGGUUUGCUAAGGAAAGGUAUGGAAAUGUUGACUGCAGCCAUGCAUCUCUGGGUCCUUUUUCUUCCAGGAUUCAGUGGCCUCUGUGUGCCUUAUUUAUUUACAUAAGAGUCCAUUUUGGGUUAUUGUCCUCUCUUUUCGUCUUUGUAGCCCUUUCUCCAAGCUAGUGAGGAAUGUAUAUCCUCAGCAUUAGAUAUAACUUUAUUCCUGCCUGACCUCCCAGACCAAGUGAAAUUUGGCAUUAAACAGAGGGGCUCUUGAGAGUGGGUAUGGGGCACCCCUAUAAUCAGUGUCCAAUAUGGUAUUCCUUAUGCUCAUGGCCUUCCUGGAGACAAGACUCAGAGGUCAUCCCUUCAGUGCUAACAGAAAUCUUCUUAGUGUUCCAUUAACCAUUCUUCCAUCAUGGCCUUUUGAACAGGUUGUGCUAUACGGUUUCCUACCCAGAGGGGAUCCUGUGGCAGAGACUGUGGUGAUCUCCACUGUUUAAAAGGUGGGAAAGGAGAGUAAAGUCAGAUUUCUGUAUAAGAAAACAGGUUGUUUCAUAGUCUCUUAAAAUUGUAUCCUGACAAAAGCUAAAUUAGAAGGACACCACCCUGCCCCCACAAUAGAGGUAUUUGUCCCAUCUGUUAAGUGGCCUGUGUGCUAUGGUUUAGAAGUUUCUCAAGCCAGCAAAACACUACUGGGUAAGUUUUUGAUAAGUGCCUUAAAUUUCUCACUUAUGAAAAUGGAAGUAAAGCUAACAUUCUUUGUUGGUGCACAGUAUCAGAUAUUUAAUGUAAAACUGCCUCAAAAUUAUUGUACCAGCAUUCAGGCACUAGGAAAUGCAUAGCCAUUCAUUCAUGCAGAGGACAUAUACUGCCAUUCACUCCACGUUUAUUAUGUGCCUCUUGGGCAUAAAGCCCUGGUCCCCGUGGAGUAAGCCAAUGGAAGAACUAGGCCCUGCGGUGUCUAGCCAUCUUCCUAACUCCAUCCGGGGAUGAAGGCAUCCAAAUUAUUUUAAAGUGUUUUUAUUCUAACAUAAAGGAAUCCAUUUAUUGUUCUGUUCUUUAAGACAUAAACUUUUCUAUCAAAUUUCAUUGCUGCUGCACCUGAAGCAUUUCUGUUUUGUUUUUUGUUCAGUGUGUAAAGAAACCUGCUGCAAUUAUUUUACGGAUGAGAAACAGGCAGAGAGAAGGGAUUUAAAAAGUAUCACAGCUAGUUAGUAGUGGGGCUCAAAUUGAAAUCCGCAUUCCUGACUUUCCCAGAUAGUUUAAGGAUAGUUUCUCAGAUAGUUUAAAGAUCACUUGGUUUUCAAACAACUCCUUAUUUUUACAUUGAUUAAUACUAUUUCUUAGCUAUUUUUACCAACCAUUUCCCUAACUCACGUCCCAAAAGGUAAAAGUUUCAUUAAAGAAUUCUAAUUAACAUUUAUAGUAUAAAUAAGUAUUUUAUCAUAACUCCUUGGCUUAAACAUGUAAGUAUUUGGCUGUUGUUACAUAGAAACAAAUUUCCAGGUGUGGGAAUCAGAAUUGUAUGGAAACAAAUCUGGAAAAGUGUUGAUUAUCCUCAUAGAAGCAUAAAAACUCAGUAUUGGAAGGGAUUUUGUAGUU
Messenger RNA from Cynocephalus volans (Philippine flying lemur), 3134 nucleotides. RefSeq names its product transmembrane protein 218 (gene TMEM218). Bases 545 to 892 code for a protein of 115 amino acids. NCBI's taxonomy places the organism in Eukaryota, Metazoa, Chordata, Mammalia, Dermoptera, Cynocephalidae. The transcript is spliced from 7 exons. The record is from RefSeq and is a predicted model, not a curated record.